AUGUCCCCAUUAAAAACAGAUAAUAAUUCUCUUUUGAAGAAUUCACCAUUGAAUUUUGACAUCUUACCGAAAAUAUUUGAACAUUUUUUCAUUUGUUCACAAACCGAAGAUAUUAAAAUUGCUCACACUUUAUUCAGUUGUGCGCUAGUAAACAAACAAUGGUGUAAUCUAGCGUUACCACUCCUUUGGAGGGAUCCGUUUCGAUUUACCCUCAUCGCAAGGAAGGACUCUAAUGAUAAUGCGGGAGAAAUGGUUUCUACGUUAUUGAGUUGUUUAACCAGAGAAGAAUGUCAACAAUUUUCUUCGAUUAUAAAGAAAUACAUUCCUAAAUUAACCAACAUUCCUCCGAUAUGUAGGAGAUACCCCUUCUUUAAUUAUCCUAACUUUAUUAAGAACUUGCAUACAAAAGGAUUAAUCAACUCUGCGUUAAAUUGGUUCGAAAAUACCUUUAACAUAAACGGAUUGAACAUCACCACUUCUUAUUCUACUGGUUCGCUCAAAAGUAUUACGUCAUUAAACGGAUCAAAUAGUUCUCUAAGUUUAAAUAAUAAUGAUCCUUCCAAUUCCGAUAACAACAACGCGUGGGACAAAAAUGAAAAAAGGAUAUUUGUAGAACAAAUUAUUCAAUGUUUGUUACAAAUGCUCGUCGAAAGAGAUAAUCAUUUUAAAACUGUUUACGUUGAGAAGGUAGAAGGGAACGACAAGUUUUCUUUUACUAGAUGUUUUUUUAAAGAUCAGUUCGUCAAGUCUUUUAAUCAAAUUCAAAAAUUGGACAUACAUGAAAUGGAGAUUACCGGAUAUCCUGACAUGUUAAAUGUUUGGAAAGACUUUUCCAACUUAACUUCGCUUUCGAUAACGAUGCAAUGUCCAACAGAUAAUUAUUCAAAUCUAUCACAAAUCUUACAAUCUACAAAUACGACGAAACAUUUACGUAAAUUGAAGCUCUAUUCCGGAGAAACAAAAUACAUAUUGCCACUUUUAUCACCAAAGUACUCUUCAUCAAUUCAACACCUCAUAUUUGAAAAGAUUCAAUUGGAUACAUCUGACGCUUGGCACCUCCUGUCCAAUUUUACUAAAUUAAGUAAAAUGAAAUUCAUUCAUUGUUGGAUUAAUCCAAUUGAUAAUAAGCAGCAAAUAUUUUCUAUUAUAACCCAAACUCCUAUGCAGUUUAAUCAUCUCAAAUUGUUUGUUUGGGUUGACAAUGAGGGUAGUGGGUUGAGCUUUGAGGAUGAUGCUAAGAGUGAACUUGUACUUUGGGGUAUGCAACAACAUGCUAUUGUUGCUUUGGAAAAUCUUUGUUUGGAAAACGCUAGAAUUUAUCAUGAAUCUAUUAUUAACGGUAAGUAUCUUCUUACUUUAUGA
Funneliformis caledonium is the source of this 1362-nucleotide messenger RNA. Lineage: Eukaryota; Fungi; Glomeromycota; Glomeromycetes; Glomerales; Glomeraceae. The record is from the annotation of a GenBank genome assembly.